Messenger RNA from Equus quagga, 4351 nucleotides. It is a transcript of the gene SMAD9, whose product is annotated as SMAD family member 9. The transcript is spliced from 9 exons. Gene Ontology annotation, cellular component: heteromeric SMAD protein complex. Gene Ontology annotation, biological process: BMP signaling pathway; SMAD protein signal transduction; transforming growth factor beta receptor signaling pathway. The record is from RefSeq and is a predicted model, not a curated record. Gene Ontology annotation, molecular function: RNA polymerase II cis-regulatory region sequence-specific DNA binding; DNA-binding transcription factor activity, RNA polymerase II-specific; I-SMAD binding. Bases 744 to 2036 code for a protein of 430 amino acids. NCBI's taxonomy places the organism in Eukaryota, Metazoa, Chordata, Mammalia, Perissodactyla, Equidae.
CCUGGGCGCGCGAGCCAGGCAGUGAGUGCGCGGCGCUCGGAGCGGGCGGCCGGGACCCCCGGGGGCGGGGGGAGCCAGACCUGGGUGGGGGAGGGAUGAGUGGCACCGUGGGGACAGACCUGGUGUGAGGUGGAACAGACCACUCUGUGGCCUGGCCUGUGGCCUUUGGAAGGAUCUCAGCAUCUCUGUGGAAAACAGGGCCCUUUCAUCAAGGAAGCCACAAUAAGUAAAGCCGAACGAAGAAAGGCUGCCUUGGUGAAAGGUGGUCUUUGCAGAGGGACAGAGCCUCGUUCUUUGGCUUCUGCCUGCUGGCCUCCUCCCCGCUGCUCUCUCGUUGCUGUGUCUGAGGCUCUCUGCCAUCUCCAGAGUUCUGAAGGACACGGUUUGCAAGCUGCACGUUGAAUCUUCCAAGGAGGCCGUGUAGGUGGAAAUCAUCUUGAGUAACUGCUAACAGGAGUUGGAUUUAAACUGACAACUUAAAAAUAAAAGGCUCAUAUCUCCCGAACUUCUCUCCAGCCUGUUGGCCAGCCCAUUGCAGGGCUUAGGAGAAAGUCAACACACGUCCCAACCUGAAUUGGUCAGUUACUUCCAGAAGAAGAGGAAGACCUAUGACACCCCUGAAGAGUUCAUACCUAUGACAUCCCUGGAGAGUUACUUGCUGCUUCCUUCCCUCAGGCCCCACAGGCAGUGAAGGGCUGUCUGUCCAGUUCCUGUUUGCACUGGACGCCGGCGGUUCACCUCUUAUGCACUCCAGCACCCCCAUCAGCUCCCUCUUCUCCUUCACCAGCCCGGCAGUGAAGAGACUGCUAGGCUGGAAGCAAGGAGAUGAAGAGGAAAAGUGGGCGGAGAAGGCGGUAGACUCCUUAGUGAAGAAAUUAAAGAAGAAGAAAGGAGCCAUGGACGAGCUGGAAAGGGCCCUCAGCUGUCCGGGGCAGCCCAGCAAAUGUGUUACGAUUCCCCGGUCCCUGGAUGGCCGGCUGCAGGUGUCCCACCGCAAGGGGUUGCCGCAUGUUAUUUAUUGUCGAGUGUGGCGCUGGCCCGACCUCCAGUCUCACCACGAGCUGAAGCCGCUGGAGUGCUGUGAGUUCCCGUUUGGCUCCAAGCAGAAAGAGGUGUGCAUUAAUCCCUAUCACUACCGGCGGGUGGAGACUCCAGUGCUGCCUCCUGUACUUGUGCCAAGACACAGCGAAUAUAACCCCCAGCUCAGCCUGCUGGCCAAGUUCCGCAGUGCCUCCCUCCACAGUGAGCCGCUCAUGCCGCACAACGCCACCUAUCCCGACUCUUUCCAGCAGCCUCCGUGCUCUGCAUUCCCUCCCUCACCUGGGCACGUGUUCUCUCAGUCCCCGUGCACAGCCAGCUACCCUCACUCCCCGGGAAGCCCUUCCGAGCCGGAGAGUCCCUAUCAACACUCAGACUUUCGGCCAGUUUGCUACGAGGAGCCACAGCACUGGUGCUCGGUCGCCUACUAUGAACUAAACAACCGAGUUGGGGAGACAUUCCAGGCUUCCUCCCGAAGCGUGCUUAUAGAUGGAUUCACAGACCCUUCAAAUAACAGGAACAGAUUCUGUCUUGGACUUCUUUCUAAUGUCAACAGAAACUCAACAAUAGAAAAUACCAGGAGACACAUAGGAAAGGGCGUGCAUUUGUACUACGUCGGGGGAGAGGUCUACGCCGAGUGCGUGAGUGACAGCAGCAUCUUUGUACAGAGCCGGAACUGCAACUAUCAGCACGGCUUCCACCCAGCCACUGUCUGCAAGAUCCCCAGUGGCUGCAGCCUCAAGAUCUUCAACAACCAGCUCUUUGCCCAGUUGCUGGCUCAGUCAGUCCACCAUGGCUUUGAAGUCGUCUAUGAGCUCACCAAGAUGUGCACUAUCCGGAUGAGUUUUGUUAAGGGUUGGGGAGCCGAGUAUCAUCGCCAGGAUGUCACGAGCACCCCCUGCUGGAUUGAGAUUCAUCUUCACGGACCGCUGCAGUGGUUGGACAAAGUUCUGACUCAAAUGGGCUCUCCACAUAACCCGAUUUCUUCAGUGUCGUAACAGUCAGGUCUCAGUCUACAUUUCUAUAGAAUAGAUGCUAUUGCAGGCAGUGGCUUAUAUCAUUUCAGAUUUGCAACUAAUUGAAGUUUUAAGUACACGUGUAAAUACAUAUAAUAUAUACUAUUCAUAUUUUUUAUCACCAUUUGUUUUGUGCUUUCUGGUUAACCUGAUAGCCAGUGCAAUGUGAUUAGAAAAGCAGGUUUUUUUGUCCCUCGGCUAUAAAAAGCAGCUUCUUUUGUGGGAGGAAACAAACAAAAGGCAACUGUAUCAAUAGUAUUUGAAGGGCGUUGGCAGAAUAAAAGGCAGCUUUAGUCAGCCAUGUCAUUGUAUGGCAUGUUGUGUGGCCACCAGAAAAAUAUUAAAACUGUUUAUACGGCAAAAGUCAGGUACUAGCAGCACUAGAGCAAGUAACACUUUGAGACAAAACAAAGCAAUCAAACCCAUGUGAUUUAAGUGAUCUCACUUUUAGUGCUAUUCGCAAGGAAAAAACCCAAGCUUAUACAAUCAAUUAUGUAAGAUCGGACACAUAAAUUUUAUUUUAUUUCUGAAGUUGAAAUACCUAUAGCUGGACUAUUGUGCUGAUAUUAAGGGUACAUUUUAAACAAAUUUUAACUGUGAUUAGAAAAGAAAAAACUGUGAAGCUGAGAGUCCUGUUGCCUCAUAAUCUACUACUGUAAAGAAAAAAAAAUGAAUCUAAUAUGGCAAAAAAAACAUGAAAAUAGCAUGAACUGAGCUAUAUCCCCAAAUUGCAAGGUAAGACCAGAACAUAGUCCGAGAAUCAACCAGGGAGACUCCUGUUUUCCACAUAGGAAAUCAGGUUCCUGUUUCCUGGUUAUUCGUGUCGGGCAGUCCGUCAGAUGUCCACGUCUGCAUGGUGAGCUGUGAGGCCAUGUGUGGUCCUGUGUGGAGAAGCAGCAGGUAGAAUAAGAGAGUUGGACAAAAGCAUCCUCUGUGUUUACUUAUGCCUUCCCACAUUCCCACAGUAAAAGUCUCUAGGUGAGGGCCCUCCUUUUGUCAUAUUUCCUUGCCUGUUAGAAAUUUUAACUAUUUACAGAUUACUAAAACAAUGGUGAAGCCUUUGAGAAAAUCCCAUUACUGGGGUCAAAUUUAUAAGUUAUUUAACUCAGUGUCUCUGUUGAUUAAAUUAUCUACUGGUCAAAUCUAGUAGUCUCUUAUAAAGCUAAAGUCUCAUGCUUGGAAAUAACUUCCCAGGUAAAAUGAUAAUAGUUUCAUAAUUCCUGUAAUUUCUGGGGAACAGUGGUACUGAAUGACAGGACACUUAAAAAAAUACACAAUAUUAAAAACCUAUUCUUAUUUACCCUUGGGUGAUAAAGAGAGGAAAAUUCCCCAAAUUUCUAGGUACUUUCAUAUAUAUAAUUUCCACCCACUAAACACUGCAUUGCUUGGAAAAAUAUUUCACACCCUCUUAAAAAUGUAUAAUUUAAGAAGGUAAUUAUGCUUGUAACAGACGGUACUUCAGUAAUCCAAGAGGUUUCUUCAUUUAUACAUUCUGUCUCAACUCUUUCUAGCAUUAGUGCACACGGUAGUUGUUUCUCAUUAAAUUGUAUUCAAGGUAGAAAUGAUCAUGUGACAAAGAUAUAUGAGUGAGCUACUACUGUCACUGCUUGUAAUGACUAGUAUUAUCUAAUAGGAACUUUCAUAUAUACAAUAGAAAAUAAAUAUUACAUUUUACAUUAAAACUAGGUGGCCCAUUUAGUGUUAAGAAAACCCCGUAGUUUCUUGGUUCAUCAACUAUGUAUUGUGUACCUGUAUGUGCAGGUACCAUGUUAAGUACUGUGGAAUCAAGUAUAAACAAGAGACAGUCCCUCUGGGGCUGAGAGUCUAAUAGUAAAUCUGUUUGUAUGGACAUCUUCAUGUUUCAGAACUUGUAAAACAAAACACAACACACAGUUUUUGUUUUGCUUGAAAGAAAAUGUGAUUGAUAUCUUAAUUAUCUCUAUUUCAAAACUCAUUUCCCUUCUCUUCUGAGCAAUCAGGUAAUGGAUGAAGAUGUCUUUGGAUAAAUGCCACUUUUCUUCUAUGUCUCAAAGUUGGUUUUUUUCUCCCCUUGCUUCCCUGUUUUCCAAUAAUUCUCCAUCUCCCUUUUUCUUGGGAAAGGCAUUAAUAUGGUGAGUCUUCCUCAUAUGAGUAUCAUUCCAUGAGAGAGUAGCAAGUACACAUGGUUUCUGCUUCAGAGACCAAACCUGGCUUUCUUUUCUUUUCGUUUUUUUUUUUUUUGCUGGGAAAGAUUCACCCUGAGCUAACAUCUGUUGCCAGUCUUCCACUCUCUCUUUUUUUUGUUCUCUUCCCCAAAG